GCUCCCGCGCGCUUGGGCCACAGGGUUCCCCCCCUCGAAGUUCAAUCUGAGUUAGUUGCGUACGCAGUUGCUGACAAAGUCCUCGUGCCCAACAUGGGCCAUCGCCGCAGCCCCUCGCCGCCCCUUGCGCUUGGACCCGAGCCAUGGGAGCGGCAGCCGCCCGCGGGCGACUGGCUCUGGCCGCGGCCGCCCUUCGCAGCCGCCCUUCGCCCGCGCGGCCCCGGCGCACACGGGAGGCACGCCGCGCAGUUGGCGGCGGCGGCGGCGGCGCAGCCGCCCCGCAUCAGGCGGCCGCCUGGGCUCGCGGAGCUGGCGCAGCGUGAGGUUCGGUUCAUGCGGCCGCCUGGGCUCGCGGCGCUGGCGCAGCGUGAGGCCGCGCGCGCGCCGCCGGCGGGCGAGCUGCGCGGGCCUCGCCUGGACGCGCUCCUGCAGGGGAUACCGACCCCCCUCCGCCUGGGCCAGCGGGCGGCCGCUCGGGCCGCCGCACAGGCUCUCGAGCCGCCCGCAGACGGCUCCGCCGCCGGCGUGCGCGAGGAGGCCAUGCCAGCCGUGGCAGACCCAGGUGCCGCCGCUGACAUACCCCCACCAGUUCGCGACAGUAUGGGCAGAGCCGCACUCUCUGACGCGCAGCCUUUUGCCAUGUCAGCGGGGCCCGCCCGCCUCGUCGACGCCGGGCAGACCCCAAUGGGUGCGCAUGCGCCGUGA
This is a messenger RNA of Prorocentrum cordatum, 705 nucleotides long. The record is from the annotation of a GenBank genome assembly. NCBI's taxonomy places the organism in Eukaryota, Dinophyceae, Prorocentrales, Prorocentraceae.